AUGGAGAUGAGCUUGUUGAUUUCUGCGGUGGAAUGGGUAUACACUCAUAUAAAGUUCUCAGACGUGGUUUUAGCCCUAAUAGGGUUUUUUCUUCUUAGUUACUUGCGUGAGAAGUUACUGAGCAAGGGAGGUCCAGUGAUGUGGCCAGUGCUGGGAAUCACACCGAUGGUAGCGUUAAACAAAGACGAUCUGUUAGGUUGGUGCACGAGAGGCUUGGUCAGAGCAGGAGGGACGUUUCAUUACAGGGGAAUUUGGUUCGGUGGGUGUGGGUCCUACGGUAUUGUGACAGCAAAUUCUGCAAACGUCGAGCACAUUCUCAAAACAAAUUUCAAAAACUACCCGAAGGGGGAGUAUUAUAGAGAGAGGUUUCUUGAACUUCUUGAAGAUGGGAUCUUCAACGCUGAUGAUGAGCUUUGGAAGGAAGAGAGACGUGUGGCUAAAACUGAGAUGCAUUCUUCACGUUUCUUGGAGCACACGUUUUGUACUAUGAGAGAUUUGGUGGAGCUGAAGCUGGUGAAACUGAUGGAGAAGAUGGCUACUUCGAAGAGAGUUUUUGAUCUGCAAGACGUGCUCUUGCGUUUCACCUUUGAUAACAUAUGUAUCUCGGCCUUUGGGGUUGAUCCUGGAUCCUUGGCCAUGGACUUACCGGAGAUUCCUUUCGCUAGGGCUUUUGAGGAAGCUACGGAGUAUACGCUCGCUAGGUUUCUGAUGCCUCCUUUUGUGUGGAAGACAAUGAGGUUUCUAGGGAUAGGGUUUGAGAGAAAGCUGAAAACAGCGGUUAGAGUGGUUCACGCGUUUGCUAAUAAGACAGUGAGAGAGAGGAGGAACAAGAUGAGGAAACUCAGGAGCUUGAACGAUUCAUAUGAUCUCUUGUCACGUCUUAUGCAGAGAGAGUACGAGAAAGAAGAAGGGAACUACUUUUCAGACAAGUACUUCAGAGAGUUCAUCACAAGUCUCAUCAUCGCGGGUCGAGACACCACAUCUGUGGCUCUGGUGUGGUUCUUCUGGCUAGUUCAAAACCAUCCCCAAGUCGAGAAGAAAAUCCUAAGUGAAAUCAAAGAAAUACAUGGGAAACUUGCGUACCAAGAAACCAAUGAACCAUUCAAGGUACAAGAGCUUGAUGAAAUGGUGUAUCUACAAGCUGCUUUAACAGAGUCACUGAGGCUUUACCCUUCAGUACCAAUGGAGAUGAAACAAGCUUUAGAAGACGACAUAUUACCUGAUGGGACGAGGGUAAAGAAAAGCGCUAGGGUUCACUUCUCCAUCUACUCAAUGGGGAGAAUGGAAUCCAUUUGGGGAAAAGAUUGGGAAGAGUUCAAACCAGAGAGAUGGAUCAAAGAAGGAAAGAUUGUAAGUGGAGAUCAGUUCAAGUACGUUGUGUUCAAUGCAGGUCCAAGACUUUGUGUUGGUAAGAAGUUUGCUUACACACAGAUGAAAAUGGUGGCUGCAGCUAUCUUGAUGAGGUACAAGGUCAAAGUCGUGGAAGGACAGAACGUUGUUCCCAAGCUCACCACCACAUUGUACAUGAAGAACGGUCUGCUUGUUACCCUCCAGCCCCGCUACGGGUAA
Molecule: messenger RNA, 1569 nt
Organism: Eruca vesicaria subsp. sativa (arugula)
Lineage: Eukaryota; Viridiplantae; Streptophyta; Magnoliopsida; Brassicales; Brassicaceae
Source: the annotation of a GenBank genome assembly